Messenger RNA from Rhodamnia argentea, 1877 nucleotides. RefSeq names its product putative transcription factor bHLH041. The record is from RefSeq and is a predicted model, not a curated record. Gene Ontology annotation, molecular function: protein dimerization activity. The transcript has 8 exons. Lineage: Eukaryota; Viridiplantae; Streptophyta; Magnoliopsida; Myrtales; Myrtaceae. Bases 57 to 1706 code for a protein of 549 amino acids.
UCUCCGCUUCUUCUUCAUCUCCAUCUUCGUCUUCUCCAUCCGCUGCUCAUCAUCCCAUGGACGCAGCAUUCCUCCUGGAGAGAGAUGCUCGCUCCGAAUUCCUCCACCUCAUCGCCCAGUCCUUUGGUUGCAGCUACAUCUGUCUCUGGUCCUACUUAUCUCCCACCAGCUGUUUGUGCUACUUGGAUGGUCUCUUCCAGGAAGCUGCAAGCGGUCGCAAUGGAAGCAACGUUCAACCCAGGAGACUUUUUGACGAAUAUAGGCAGUCUUUGUUCAUCCUUGAUCAGAACAGCAGCCACACCCAAGUCCCAGGAUUGGCCUUCCGGAGCAGCAGCCCCUACCUUGAAUUGAGAGAGGAAGACCUUUCAAGAUUGGCCUCCCACUUUUGUCAAAGACAAUUCUAUCAAGAAGCAAGCAUCAAGAUUGCAGUAUUCAUGGGAUGCAGGAGUGGAGAGAUUGAGCUAGGCUUCUCCAACAUACCUCAGGUUGACAUAGAAAUGCAGAUGAUGACCUUGUUCCCAGAGGAUUUCUCGAGACAAAUAGCGAUGCGCGAAUUGGCCCGAGCGACUGAACCAAACACUACUGCUAUGACGAAUCCUCCUUCGUCUUCCUCAUCGUCUCUAAGAUCGCUUUCCAUGGACAGCCCGGAAUACUCUUCUCUUCUCUUCAACAUACCCACCACCACCAGUUCUUUCAUUAACCCGGAAUUUACCCUCAGAGAGCCUCCAAUUGUAGAGAAUAUCACCACACAGCCGUUACCAAUUAUAACGACCACCACCCCUGCUACGAGUACAACUAGUACUAGUCCUCACCCAUUGCAAGCAAUGCAACAAUUCGCAGGAUCGCUCGGGAACAUUCAGUUCCCGAUUGUCCCUGAGAGCGAACACGCCGCUAUGACGAGAGCCUUCCUUGCGGUUCUAUCGUCGCCUUCUUCAUCUUCUGCUUCGUCGCAACUACAUCAGCAACAAAUGAAUGUCGAGAAUCCUGGAUCAACCGCAUUCAGGAGGUAUUCACCGGCUUUGCUUCCGAGACCGCAGAUCAAGGCCAGCCCUCGGCAGCACAGCAUGCUCAAGCGGGCGAUCGCGUACUGCCGGAGCAUGAACUUGAUGCGGAUGCGAGACCGGCUGCAAGGCGGGAUCCGUCCGCCGUCGACCACUCAGCUCCACCAUAUGAUGUCGGAGAGGAAGCGGCGCGAGAAGCUCAACGAGAGCUUCGUCGCAUUGAGAUCACUUCUUCCUCCUGGAACCAAGAAAGACAAAGCAUCCUUGCUCGCGACCACGAGAGAGUACCUCAGCUCAUUGACGGAACAAGUCGAGGAUCUCCGCCGGAAGAACGCCAUACUCGAAGCCCAAGCCUUGCCGCCGACGGAACCCCCGACCGGCGAGCCGAGCGGGUCGUCAAGCGAUGGCUCUAGAGUCGACGUCCGAACGGGGACCGUCUCGGAGUCGACAUCCCAAGACCGGACCGUGGAUUUGCAGGUGACCGUGAGGGGACACUGCUCGGCACUAAAUCUGGUGAUUCGGAUCCUCGAGUUCUUGAAGCAAGCGAGGAACGUGAGCUUGAUGUCCAUGGAAGCCGAUACCCAAGUGCACGAAUCAAACAUCGUCAAUCGGGUCAACCUGAGAUUAAACGUCGAGGGAGGCGAAUGGGACGAGUCGGGCUUCCAGGAAGCAGUGAGGCGGGUAGUUGCUGACCUGGCACAAUGACAUUUUUCUUCGCCGUCGAUUCAGAUUUCCCAGCUUUUUCUCCAAGGAGUAGGUAGUAGUUAUACUGUGCGGCGGCACAUCCACGGCAUAUGACAUGGCCUACCCCAUCUUCACCGCUCGUCAACGAGCCGCUGCUCAAUCUCGGCCGUCGAUUCCCCGCUCGCGCGACGG